UGGCCGAGACGUGGGUGAGGGGUCGUUGGCGCGGGAGUGGGGGUGAGGAGGGGAGUACGCAGGGCCGACGACGCUGGAGUAGCAGGGGGGUAGCAACAUGGCUGUCGGUCAGUCGGUAUCGAACCGCCGGGUUACGCGAAGCUCCUACGACUCUCGCCGUAGGAACGCCGCCGCUCCGGGACGAGAUUUGGAAUCUCGUGAGCGUGAAGGACGACUUCUCACCGAUGGCAUCGGCUCCCCGACCUUACGCACCCGUCGAGGUCGGCAGCACGUUUAUUUCCCUUGAAAAACGGUCCUACCGGUUCGGUACGUGCAGUACCCGGUAAUUCAAGCCAGGAUCGAACCCAAUUUCAAGGUAAUUUUAAAGUACGGCAAAAAGAAGCAAUCGUUUAUAAAUUGUUUGUGAGGAACCGUUUAAGUGAAAAUGGAUUCUGGUGUGGGACAAAGCAAAAAGCAAAUUCGUGUAGGAUUCUAUGACAUUGAAGGCACCAUUGGCAAAGGGAACUUUGCAGUGGUGAAAUUAGCUAGACAUCGCAUCACUAAGACAGAAGUAGCUAUUAAAAUAAUUGAUAAAACACAGCUGGAUCCUACCAAUCUUGAAAAAGUUUAUAGAGAAGUAGAAAUAAUGAAGCAAUUAGAACACCCACAUAUCGUCAAAUUGUACCAAGUUAUGGAAACAAAAAAUAUGAUAUACAUGGUCUGUGAAUACGCAAGCAAAGGUGAAAUAUUUGACUAUAUCGCACGUUACGGACGAAUGGGAGAACCCAGAGCUCGUGCAACGUUUGCUCAAAUACUCUCUGCGGUUGAAUACUGCCAUGCGACAGGUGUAGCGCAUCGUGAUCUCAAAGCUGAAAAUUUACUCCUAGAUGCUCAGAUGAAUGUAAAGAUUGCUGACUUUGGCUUUAGUAAUAGAUUUUCACCUGGAGAGAGGCUAAGCACGUGGUGCGGUAGUCCCCCUUACGCGGCACCGGAAGUUUUCCGAGGGAAACAUUAUGCUGGUCCUGAAAUUGAUGUGUGGAGUUUAGGCGUUGUAUUAUACGUAUUAGUAUGCGGAGCACUGCCCUUUGAUGGAUCUACCCUUCAAUCUUUAAGAGAUCGUGUUUUAAGCGGAAGAUUUAGGAUUCCAUACUUUAUGAGUACAGAUUGUGAGAGUUUAAUACGGAAAAUGUUGGUUCUGGAGCCUGCAAAGCGAUACACCAUUCCACAAAUUAAGAGACAUCGCUGGAUGGCAGGGUCUGCGGACACUAUUUGUUCAAUAAUCGUAACGAGACCAUCGCCGUCCAUCCAAGAACCAAAUGAACAGAUACUUCGACUUAUGCAUAGCUUAGGCAUAGAUAUCACACGAACCAGAGAGUCGUUGAGGAACAGCAGUUACGAUCAUCACGCUGCUAUUUACUUCUUGUUAUUGGAGAGGUUGAAGCAACAUCGUGUCGGAAGCACAGCGAACAAUAGUUGUUGGCCUAGCGUUGCAAGAUCGAAAGAAGACAAAUUUAAAUCAAGAGUAAGAGAAGAUACACCUCGAGGAGGAAAAAGGUUUAGUUCAACUAGUUCUUCGACUGAUGAAGGAUGCUGUAGCGCGGAAGGUGAUCUAGAAGAAGGUCCAAGUGGUGACGAGUUGAGAGAAGCUCAGAUUAAACUUGAAGAGCAUAGACUAGGCCUAGAUCAUGAUAUCAGUCAACGAAUUGACAGUCAGAUAGUCAAUCGAAGAUUAAGUGAUUAUCAACACCAUUUUGAUACCCCACUUAUGGAUCCUAUUGAUCCUCCUAGUCGAACUGCAUUAUUUAUUGCGGGUGGUAGCGGUAGCUCAUCAUCCGAACUUUUCGAGUCUAGUUUUGACUCUGGUUGCCCACCAGAUUACUCGGGUGCAAAUUCGUUCACAAGUAGUUUACCAUCCUGCACCCCUCCACCACCUCUGAGUCCGUCACCAAUAACUGGCAGGAUAUCAAGAGUUUCUCAGGGACGUAGAGCAUCCGAUGGUGGACCCAGAUUGCUGUUUUGUCAGCAAGGUGGAGGAGACAGACCAACCAAACAGCGAAGUAUUCAAGAUUCAGGCAAGGCAAGGGGUCAUUUAGACCUUGUUCAUUUAAGACCACCAUCUACACCACCUGAGAAUCAAUCGCAAUUUAAAAUUCGUGGAGACUCUAGUACACAAUUACAAUUGUUAGUGCAGCAACGAAUGCUGCAACAGAAGCGAAAUUUAUAUCAUAGACAUAGGGGUGGUGGAAGCCCAACUCCUAUACCAUCGUCAGCGAGUACCACGGGUAGACGCGCCGAUCAUGUACCAAGACAAGAUAGUUAUAAACUAGCUCAGAGAACACAAAUCUUGCCACCUUUAUCUCAGGGACACGUUGACAGAGACUUUGACAGAGAAAGAAAACGAGACGAAGAAAGAUGGAAAAGCCUGCCAUCCCGACUAGCAGCAGAUUGUCAGUUGGCAGAAAGGACAUUGCUGUGGAGUCAACAGGUGGGUCUCAGUGGAGGAGCAUCAUAUUUGCCACCUGGCAGUGUAGGUGGCUUUUUAUGGCCCACUGGAAGCAACCCUCACUCAACCAUCUUCGAAAACGUUGGGGAUCCAAUGGAAUGAACAUCUAGCCUGUUAUACUUUUAGUAUUGAAUUGGAGAUUUUGAGUCUGAAAGACUAGAUACGACGCACGAAAUACAAUAAACAGUAUUGCCUAGUCUUUCCAUAUCAGUAUUUUUAUUUAUAUAAUUACAUAUUUUAUCAUAUCUAUUUUCUAAGUAUCCAAGAACAACUUUAUGUAAAUUUGUUUGUAGAACUGUUUCCUUGGCGAUACUCUAGCUUUCAUACGCAAAAUCUUUGAUUAGACGGGAGGCACGUGUUACUAAAUGUCAAAGAUUUAUUAUCGUUGAACAAUUUUUUUUCCGAAACUGUCUACUCCAAACAUCGAAUUUUAUCAUCUCUAUUUAUAUAUAUUCAUGUGUAUCAUUCAUAGAAAAAUUAUAAACCUCGCGUACAUAAAAUGAACUUACAAUAUCGUUAAAAUCUUUGUCAUGUAGUAGCAUAUACGCCUACCUCAUUGACUGACUGAUUUUAUCGGUCAAAUAUCCAAUUAUAUCAUAGACUGAUAAUUAACAAAAGGAAACACCAACCAAGUUUAUAUUAAUAAGUAAGUGGCAUAUGUCUUGCUUUACAAUGACUACGUUUAAUUGGAAGUGCAACUCGUACAGUUGCACGUAUUUUUAAUGAUAAUAAACAAAGAGUGCUUUUGAUGUGCUUCCCGAAUAUAUGUAUAUUAAUCGAUAUAAUCAAAGAAUAAAAUUCUCUAAGUUAAUUUACCAGUUCUACAACUUCCAUUCAAAACAAACGAAUUAACGAAACGUUUAAAACGGAAUAAAAUUUAGAGAGUAUAUCGUCGCAGAGUGAGAAAAGUAUCGGUGUUCAAAUUAAGGACAAGUAAUUAUAAAUACAUAUGUUAUAGCAUAAGGGAUAGAAUCGCAAUAAUCUUCACUUCGUAGAAACGACUGAAAUAACGUUUAUUUGGGACUAGAUGCAAGAACUAUGCCACUUAUGCUUUACUAUGCAAUUAAUUGAAGAGUGGAGUUAAUAAAUGGAACAAAUUACAUUGAAAUUUUUCAUUAUACAUUUUUAUCGAUAAUCAUUCCAAUAACGUUGUACAAAAAUAGAUGUUUUAUCAUUCCACUCUUCAUUACGAUGGUUAUAGCAGGAUAGGAAUUAAUAAAAAAAAAAGAAAUAAAAACAAUAAUAAAUAGCGAUAAAUAGUAGCUGCUGUUUAAAAAGUAACAAAGUGCUGCAUUCUGUAAAGAUGUUUAAAUAAAAUUGUUAUAUACACUGUCUUGAAUGAAAAGUAAUGAUUGUUUACAUUUUAAAUUAUACAUUUUGUAUGCGUCUUGAUUUCUUUACAAAUGAAUGCAAGCUGCAUUAAUAGUCACUGGUAAAUAUUGCCACGCAUAAAUGUUAGUACAAAGUUAUCAUUUUACUCGAAACGAAAAAAAAACUAAGCAAUUCUGCUUUUACGAGCUUCUCGCACGAGUACAAUUAAAGUGAAAAUAAAACGAAUCAAUAAUAAGGAAAUAUUUGUACAUUUUGAUACGAAUACAGCACUUUUCAAGGCAAAUACGUAUUAGAUUCUGGUAGUCUAGUCAGUAGGAAGCAAUACCGGCCGCGCACAACUGACAACGACUUUAAUAUUCAAAUUUUCCGCCAUUUUUUACCCAACAAAAAACAAUCAAACUUCGCUCAAAAAGUUUUUUGAUAAGUAAAAAAAAAAGAUAGCUGUUAAGUUAGCGUAACCAUACGAGAUCUUGUUCUGGCAUAUUGUUCUCAAAAAGACAUUCAAAAAAAAAAAAGAAACAUGUGAACAAAACCCUCAGGAAUUGAAAAUCAGUUUUGGCAUUGUUAAGUAUUUACAUCUACGUAUGUCUUUUCUGGAAUGAUAGUCCUCGAAGUUGCAUGAAAUAGAUUAUUAUUUACGAAUAUGUACUAUUGAUUUACUAGUAAGGAUAUUUAUUUUGUCAGUGUACAAAUAAAUUCUGCAAAACAUA
Molecule: messenger RNA, 4524 nt
Organism: Hylaeus volcanicus
Lineage: Eukaryota; Metazoa; Arthropoda; Insecta; Hymenoptera; Colletidae
Product: serine/threonine-protein kinase SIK2-like
Exons: 10
Coding region: 425-2584 (719 amino acids)
Biological process (GO): protein phosphorylation; microtubule cytoskeleton organization; intracellular signal transduction
Cellular component (GO): cytoplasm
Molecular function (GO): ATP binding; tau-protein kinase activity; protein serine/threonine kinase activity
Source: RefSeq, a predicted model, not a curated record